GCCGGCCCCGGGAGCCGCCGCCGCUGGGGGCACACAAGGGCCGCGGCGGCGGGGUGGCGGCGGCGGCGGAGCAGCAGCGCUGGGCCGGGCUGGUGCCGGUGGCCGGCGGCAAGCAGGCCGGCGCGGGGGAUGCGGGCGCCCGGCCGCGCUACCAGGCGGUGCUGCCCGGGCGCGGCGCCGGGGAAGGGGCGGCGGGAGCGGGAGCGGGAGCGGGGCCCGCCGAACCGGGCCCUCCGCCGGCGCCGGCGGCCGCCGAGGGCAAGUGGAAGAGCGGUUCGCGGCGCGGCGGGAUGGGGGCCGGCGGGGGCUCGCCGGGGCAGGCGGCCUGCCUGCGGCAGAUCCUGCUGCUCCAGCUGGACCUCAUCGAGCAGCAGCAGCAGCAGCUGCAGGCCAAGGAGCGGCAGAUCGAGGAGCUCAAGGCCGAGCGGGACACGCUCCUUGCGCGGAUCGAGCGCAUGGAAAGGCGGGUGCAGCUGGUGAAGAAGGACAGCGAGCGGGAGAAGCACCGCAUCUUCCAGGGCUUCGAGGUGGACGAGAAGCCGGAGGCGGAGGCGUGCGAGAAGCUGCCACUGGAGUGUCCCCAGGACCUGCUGGAGCCCCCCCCGACCCUGCAGCCCAAGCACUUCCCCUACGGCAGGAACGGGAAGGGGCAUAAAAGGAAGCCGACGUUUGGGAGCGCGGAGAGGAAGACGCCCGUUAAAAAACUGGUGUCCGAGUUCUCGAAAGUGAAGAGUAAAACUCCGAAGCACUCCCCGGGGAAGGAGGAAUCGGGUGGCUCCUUGUCCGAAACUGUUUGUAAACGAGAACUGCGGAGCCAAGAGACUCCCGAAAAACCCAGGUCGCUUCUGGAGACCCCCCUCCGAGCCUCAGCCCUGCCGAAGGGCCCCAGCGCCCACCCCAAGGAGAAGGGCUUCUUCAGCAGCGAGACAGACGACCUGCCCUAUCUCUCAACCACGGAAAUGUACUUGUGCCGCUGGCACCAGCCGCCCCCGUCGCCGCUGCCGUUGCGGGAGCCCUCCCCAAAGAAGGAGGAGACUGUAGCAAUUCCAUCUUGGAGGGACCAUGUCGUGGAGCCCCUGAGAGACCCCAACCCCUCGGACCUCCUGGAGAACCUGGAUGACAGCGUCUUUUCCAAACGGCACGCGAAGCUGGAGCUGGAUGAGAAACGAAGGAAAAGGUGGGACAUCCAGCGGAUCAGGGAACAGAGAAUUCUACAGCGGCUGCAGCUCCGAAUGUACAAAAGGAAAGGGAUUCAGGAGUCGGAGCCUGAAGUUACCUCAUUUUUCCCUGAGCCAGAUGACGUGGAAAGCUUGCUCAUCACCCCUUACCUGCCCGUCGUCGCCUUUGGCCGGCCCUUACCAAAACUGACCCCGCAGAACUUCGAGCUGCCCUGGCUGGAUGAGCGCAGCCGCUGCCGGCUGGAGAUGCAGAAGAAGCAGACGCCGCACCGGACCUGCCGGAAAUAGCGGAGCCGCCGGGAGCUCCGACCGCUGCCGCGUCGCGCCGACGGCCGCUGCCCCUCUCCUGCCUUCUCGUUGACGGACGGUUCCGUUCCUCCGGGACCCCGGUUUUGUUCUCUUGGGUUUCGAAACACGUUCCCCGGACUUGUCCCCCCCGCCCCGUCCCACCGUACCCGCCGCGGUGCCGGGCGGCUGCCAGCUGAGGUUUCCCACCGGUUGCUCCCGGGGGGGCAGCGGGUGGACCCCAGACCCUGCCUGCCCCCCCCCCCCCCCCCAGUCGAUCUUCGCUGCCUUUUGGACGUUUGGCUCCGAGCCGCAGGCGGGAGCAGGGAGAGCACCGGGGCCAGGGGGGUGCCGCGUCCCCCCAGGGCUCUGUGUUUAGUUAGAAAAGAGGAUAAACACCAGUUUGUGUCUGAGCGGGGGCUGCUGGGGGUCCUGGUGCUGCCGCAGCGAGGAGCAGGGCACCAGUAAGCGCCAGGAACCCUCUUUGGGGUUUGUUGUUGUUUUUUUUUUUUUUUUUUUUUUUUUUUCCCCCUCCCCUCUUGAGUGGCUGUAAUGGGGUCAGAGGGGAGAGUUUAAAAACAAAUGUUUUUUUUUUUUUUUUUUUUUGUGAAAUAGAAACCCUAUACGCACAAUUUUGGUUUUUUUUUUUUUUUUUAAAGUUGUGUUUUAUAAUUUAAAUGUUUCGAGGUUGGCGAUGUGUGCUGUAAGGAGUUGGGUUGGUGUGAGAGCUGGGACUGUGGCCACUUCCCCACAGCGUCCCUGGACCCCCUCGACACCCCCUUGGCCCCUCGGGGACAGGACCCCCGCGGGUGGGUGGGGAGGGGGCCGUAGGGGGGGAGUGGGCGCCCCUUGUCCCCCGCUCUGGCCAGGCUCUCCCAGCCUGCCCUUCAGCAGAGAUUAAACAGGAGAAAUGUGCCAGCA
This is a messenger RNA of Tyto alba (common barn owl), 2384 nucleotides long. RefSeq names its product MSL complex subunit 1 (gene MSL1). NCBI's taxonomy places the organism in Eukaryota, Metazoa, Chordata, Aves, Strigiformes, Tytonidae. The record is from RefSeq and is a predicted model, not a curated record. The transcript is spliced from 8 exons. Gene Ontology annotation, cellular component: MSL complex. Bases 291 to 1466 code for a protein of 391 amino acids.